Molecule: messenger RNA, 480 nt
Organism: Trifolium pratense (red clover)
Lineage: Eukaryota; Viridiplantae; Streptophyta; Magnoliopsida; Fabales; Fabaceae
Exons: 3
Coding region: 61-423 (120 amino acids)
Source: RefSeq, a predicted model, not a curated record
AAAGCACAGACUGCAGUAGGUUGAAAUGAUCUUAGACUAUUCUUCAGAAGCCCAACUUUGAUGCUACCCGUUAAAAUGGUGGCUAAAUCUGCUACAACUUGCAGACAGGGUGGGAGGUAUCCUCAUGUAUCUCAUAAAUCGAAUAAAAUAUCUAAACGAUCAUGUUCUAUGGUUGGAGUUAUCGAUGAAAUGGAACAUUUAGAUAUAUCAAGCCAAAUAUCUCAUAAUGGUGGUUUUUUUGUAAAUAAAGAAUCUUCAGAGGAGCGUGCCAAUGAAGAACACCAAAUGUCAUCUGAUAUAGAUACAACUGCGAGGCAGAACGGUCUUUUAUUCAAUGGUUGUGCAGAUUCAAUAGUAAAAACGGAUUCUUUUCCGGUUUCUGUUUCCGCAAUUUCGAUCAGAUCCAAUGUUCUCUUAUUUUGAUAGGCCUGAUGGUGCCCAUUGUAACCUAUUUGAAGCAGGUAUACACUUCAAACGAUA